Molecule: messenger RNA, 1405 nt
Organism: Drosophila hydei
Lineage: Eukaryota; Metazoa; Arthropoda; Insecta; Diptera; Drosophilidae
Gene: Tsp26A
Product: tetraspanin-17
Exons: 5
Coding region: 234-1076 (280 amino acids)
Biological process (GO): protein maturation; protein localization to plasma membrane
Cellular component (GO): membrane
Source: RefSeq, a predicted model, not a curated record
CGUACUAGCCUACAGGUUUUCUUAUUUGCUGUUCUCGUCGCACAAUUGCUAAGUCGAAAUCUGUGGCUGGUAAACACAGCUUUUCGUUCUAGUAAAAUAAAAAAAAAAUUAAAAAUAAAAUAAAAUAAAAUUAACAAAAAUAGUAGUGUACGAUAGUAGCAUAAUCAUUCCGUACCAAUUAGCAAUCGUCAGACGAGCUGUUGUUGUUGCCGCCGCCAUCGACUCUCGGAAAAAUGCCCGCAGUGCGCAAAUAUCGUCGCGAAACAAGUGAAAUCAGUUGCUGCCUCAAAUAUUUGCUCUUCACCAGCAAUGUAAUUAUCUGGCUGACCGCACUUGUGGUGCUCUCCGUUGGGAUUUGGGCCUGGACCGAAAAAGAUAUGUUUCGCAACAUUAGCAAGCUAACAUUUAUUGCAUUAGAUCCCGCUUUUGUUCUCAUUAUAUUGGGAACCAUCACCUUUAUGUUGGGCCUAAUGGGCAGUGUGGGUGCACUGCGAGAAAAUACCUGCCUCCUGAGCGCUUAUGCUAUAUUUCUGAGCGUUCUACUGCUAAGUGAAAUUGGCUUCUGCGGGCUUGCGUUUGUGCUCAAGGACAAAGGCUGGAUCAAAGAUCAAGCUACAGAAGGUCUGAGAGCUUUUAUCAAGCAUUAUCGCGAGGAUCCGGAUCAACAGAAUCUGAUUGAUUGGAUACAGGAGGAUUGGCUGCAAUGUUGCGGCAUCGAUGGGCCCAAAGACUGGGAUAGCAAUAACUAUUUCAAUUGCUCCUCAAUAGCGAUUGGUAGCCGUGAAGCAUGUGGUGUGCCCUUCUCCUGCUGUCGCCGGCGACCGCAGGAGGUGAUCAAGAACAAGCAGUGUGGCUAUGAUGUGCGCAAGGAGGGCUACUUUACGCCGCAGGGCAUGGAGCUCUCAAAGAUUAUUUAUGAGAAAGGCUGCGUUCAGGCUGGCGAAGAAUGGAUUGAGAAUAAUUUGAUUAUUAUUUCCACGGUCGCUAUUGGUGUUAUGUUUUUUCAGAUUCUUGGCAUUUGUUUUGCGCAAAAUUUGCGCGCUGAUAUCUAUACACAAAAAUCGAAAUGGCACUGACAAAUGGCGCACGCUGCCCCCACAGCAAUUUAGAAAGGUAAGCGACGUACACAGAUAGCAAACAGCAACAGCAACUUUAACUACAACAACUAUAACUACAACUAUGCAUCAUCUAAAUCAACGCUUCGGUUAGUUACCUAUACUAUAAAUACCUAACUAUAUGUAUAUAUAUAUUAUAUAUAUAUGUAUGAGUGUCUACUAAACGCAAACGCAUUCCGUCUUCAUGGACAUUGACUAAAUAUUAACUAGGUUGCCAAAUUUUUUGCUGUUCUACGUAGGCUUCUUUUUUACCCAAAACACACACAUACUAAGAAAGCAGAAAGCGAAAA